AGGCCGCGCAUGUUCUCGCGAACGCCAGGUCUCCUGUCCAGGCCUGUGCCGACCUCGACGCUGCGCCUGCCUACUUGGAGGAGGCGUGCGCGCACACGUCUCCUCGCUAGCACACGCUAUUCCCGCAUCUGGUCACCGUGUCCUCCGAUAGUGCGUCCUCCCGGACAACCUCAGGCCCAAGGCCCACGCCAUCGAAGCAUCGUGCUCCCCGCGCACACGCAUGCACGCGCCCGCACAAUACAGCGCCCUCCCGAAACCGUCUGCGCUGCCCGCCGCAGAAUCAGACGUGGAUCCCUCCUGCGCCCAGGAGCGCAUGCGCGUGCGCUCGACGUCGCCACUACCCGCACUCGACCGAUACCUAGACCCCUGGUCCGCGUCCAGGGCCGUCGUGUGCACACCGCGAAUUCGCGUACCGUGUGUGUACCACACCUGGCGGUCUCCAUGGUGCUCGCGAUCGUCCGACGCCGCAGACACAUCGCCAUGGUGCGGCCCCCGACUCGUUUCGCGAGAUACCAUUGGCGCGUCUCCGUGCGCGCGCGCACGGGCCUCGGGCGUGGGGAGCGGUACACAGCGUCCGUCGGAACGUCCGAAUCCAUCGUACGCGAACCACAAGUCAGCCGCUGCUUGCGCGACAGCCCUCCGUCCUCCAGGCAGCUUCCCUCGCAGAUCCCGCGUCCGUUUUGAACGUGCGGGUCGGUGUCGUGGUGCUCGCGUCUGCAAGGACGCUGUGCGACGUCCCGUGUAAUAUACGAUCCUGUAGGCGCAUGACUCGUAGCCCAAU
Molecule: messenger RNA, 781 nt
Organism: Trametes versicolor FP-101664 SS1
Lineage: Eukaryota; Fungi; Basidiomycota; Agaricomycetes; Polyporales; Polyporaceae
Exons: 3
Coding region: 10-684 (224 amino acids)
Source: RefSeq, a predicted model, not a curated record